This is a messenger RNA of Thamnophis elegans (Western terrestrial garter snake), 2834 nucleotides long. It is a transcript of the gene DENND1C, whose product is annotated as DENN domain containing 1C. Gene Ontology annotation, biological process: endocytosis; endocytic recycling. The record is from RefSeq and is a predicted model, not a curated record. Lineage: Eukaryota; Metazoa; Chordata; Lepidosauria; Squamata; Natricidae. The transcript has 23 exons. Bases 233 to 2602 code for a protein of 789 amino acids. Gene Ontology annotation, cellular component: cytosol; intracellular membrane-bounded organelle. Gene Ontology annotation, molecular function: guanyl-nucleotide exchange factor activity; phosphatidylinositol phosphate binding.
UACCUCCUUCCGUCCCCCUGCCUUAAAUUUUCACUCUGCAGUGAACUAAGGCCGUCACAGCGUACAAACUUCCUCUAACGAAAAGCCACAAGAGGAAAUGCUGCUUUUUUUGAAAUCUACCAAACUUAGCUCUGGAACAGUUGUUAAGUUUCCAGAGGCUCAAUCUGGAUGAGAAGGAAGAUUUUCAUUUGGUGCUUCAGUGAGAUGACGGUGUUGGAAUGAGCCAAGGACAAUGGGAUCUCGGAUCAAGGAAAAACCACAGAAAAUAUUUGAUCUGUUCUUUGAAGUUGCUCGGCCAUCACUUGCAGAGGAUGAUCCUCAAGUCCGUAGACAAUUCCCACUGGACUUCGAUGACCAGGAAUCGAUCCAGAUGUUACCCAAGUUUUGCUUCCCGCUUGAUAUAGAGAGGGCGAAGGAAUGCCCCACAGUCCAGCACUUCACUUUCGCCCUCACCGACAUGGAGGGGAAACAGCAUUUUGGCUUCUGUCGACUGGCCAUUGGCUUCCGAGCUUGCCUCUGUCUACUCAGCUACUUACCUUGGUUUGAAGUUUUCUACAAGAUCCUGAACUACAUUGCAGAACACAUAGCCAAAGAGCAGUUCACGGAGCUGGAUGAGUUCUUAUCUGCCCUGUAUCUCUACCCGGUGCCCAGCCUCUGCAGCCCCAUCACCCUUGAAUUUGAUUCAAAAGCAACUAAAUUGAAAAUUUCUACCGAGACAGAUCUGAACAGGCAAAACAGAAGUAGAGAUCGGGACACGGGGACAGCAUUGGCUUAUUUCAUUGCCCCCGAUCCGGGCAAACUGCCCACCAUCCCUGACAAUAGAAAUCUGACUGAGUUUGUUGUGGCAGUGGAUGUGAACAACAUGCUGCACCUCUACGCAAGCCUCCUCCAUGAGCGCCGGAUCCUGCUCACCAGCAGCAAGCUCAGCACGCUGACAGCCUGUGUCCAGGCCUCCUCCAUCCUGUUGUAUCCCAUGUACUGGCAGCACAUCUUCAUCCCUGCUCUGCCUCCACACCUCCUUGACUACUGCUGCGCCCCUAUGCCCUAUCUCAUUGGAGUCCACACAAGCCUUAUGGAGAGUGUGAGGAGCAGAGCCCUGGAAGACGUCGUCAUUUUCAGCAUCGAUAACAAUACAAUGGAAUCACCCUUCCAAGACCUGGAAAAUCUCCCGAGUGAUGUUGUCUCCCUACUGAAGUUCCAGCUGAAAAAGCAAUCUGCAGCCACUGGGGAUGGGGUUGCCCGAGCCUUCCUCAGGGCCCAAGCGCUUCUCUUUGGCAGCUAUCGCGAGGGAAUCGUUUGCAGCCUGGAAAAGCCCAUUUCCUUUUCCCAGGAGAAUUUCCUACAGCAGGGAUCCGGUGCCAUGCAAGACUUCCUCCAGCGGGCCGUUCAUCUGCAGCUGUUCAAGGAGUUCAUCAACGACCGGCUGGAUAAGCUAAAUGCAGAUGAGGACUUCUCUGACUUCUUUGAGCAGGAGAUUGACAGCAGCUUGUCCCCAGGUGGUAUCCACUCUUCUCAGCUGUGGGUGGAGAGCCUCAAGAAAAGUGGGGGAGCCCUGAUCAGUACUAUGAAGAAUAAGACCAAUCCAGCUGUCAAGAAUGCAUACCAAUAUGCCAAGGGUCAUGCCAAAAUCCGGCUGAAAAAUAUACGGAGCCGCAUAAAAGAUUCCAGUUUACGCCAGUCCAGAGAGCAAGAACACUCCCCGAAUGACAGCCAGAUCUCCAGUCCCAUCCUGCCUACCCGAAAUAAACAGUCUGAGAUCCUUCAAAGGCGCCUGCCCAUCACUCAGCACUUCGGGAAGUCUCGCCCGAGGCGACCACAAAGGACGAACAGUGAGACGGAACUGGAGACUCAAAGGGAUGUUUCAACUCCCUUCAAAUCACCUUCCCCAGACUCCUCUGUGGAACCUGCGGGAGGUGACAGUUAUCUGAAUGAAGAGAAAUUUGACCUCCUGGGGGAAAUUUUUGAGACACUAAACUUGCUGGAGUCAAGCCAAGCUCAACAGCCUCUCUACGGGACCCGCAGCUUGGAUUUCCAUCACCUAGAAGAGGAGAACUUCUAUACUAAGCCGAGGCCCAGUAGAGAGGACCUUUACAAAGCCCUGUCUGAAGAAGAGGAUGAUGCUGAAGAUUCCCUGUCUGAGGACAGAGUGUUCCUGGGCUGCAUGGAUGAAGAGAACUUGCCAGACCCUUCGUCACCUGCCAGAGCUGCAAGGAGAAGUAAUGAGGUGUUGGUCCACAGUUCCGCUGAGCUGCAAGGUUGCCCUGGUCUGGACACCCCAAAUCUUUCCUUCCAGGAGGCUAGGGGUGAGCCAUCAGAAGCAGAAAUGACCCACGGGGCAGACCUUGAAACUGCCUUUCCUAGUCCAGUUACACCAGAGAGCCACACUGCUACCGAGUUGCAACAGGAAUGUAGGACUGACCAGGCCCUUCAACCUCCAAUCAAUGAGAACAGAAAGGUGGAGUCGUCGAUUGCUAGUGGUUCCACCAUCCAAACAUCUGCAGACUUUUUACAAACGAAAGCCAGUGACUCCGUGGCAAAGAAGAACAUCCUAGGUAGGGUCACCAGCUUACCGCCUCAGUUAGGGUCUAGGCAGUUGUUGUAGCCCAAGGUGCUGGAACUGAAGAAAAGAUUUGAGGCCUGAAAGAGCAUCCUGAAAAUAGAAAAGAACCUUCCAGUGUUUGAGUCAUCGUUACCCUUUAAACUUGGAGGUGUUUCAAGAGGGAGCAGCAGUGCAGAAGGGCUUCAUCUGUCCAGGCACAUAAAAACACUGCCAGCAGCAGAAUAGCAAUAGCAGUUAGACUUAUAUACCGCUUCAUAGGGCUUUCAGCCCUCUC